AUGAGCCUCACUGGCAUGCCGACCACCGAGCAAGGAACGCCAACGUCGUACCCCACAGCGGACUCGGUGGCACAAGGGCAACCGGAUGAUGGACAAGGCUCACGUAGCGCCGCAAUACAAUCCUUCACCCAAGGUAUUUCGCCGCAUUCAACUGCCGCUAUGAAUGAAAUGCGGUCUGAAACGUACUGCAGCCAGGUUCUCCGUCAGUGGCAAACUGCAUCAAACAUGCUACCAUCGCCUCCGGUGCUGGAAAACGAAGUUCUGUCUGGUGAGCGAAAGGACUGUUUGACAGUCGAUUAUCCGCUCGAAGCUCCCGACUGCACGGAGCUGGGUACCUACAGCUCCACGCACUGGCUCCUGGAAGAUGACUUCGAUUUCACCGUCUUCGACCACCUGGGCUCCAGCAAUGCUUUUGAAUCACAGCCUGUCUGCCAUAACAACGUUUCGGUGCCACCGCUUGAUCGGGCACCCGAGAAACCCAAGCAGCGGCUGGCUGUCUCUGAUCUCAGACGUCUUUGGUAUGUUCAAACUGCUGACGUUGAUUCUGAAGCGGGUUCUGGCACUGUCACACCUGCGGGCAGGGCCACAGGUCCUCCAGAGGAUAUCGACGAAGCAUACCGCGAUAAACUGGCGAGAACAUUGCGACCCCCGAUACGUGAUGAGCCCCUACCUUCGAUCGAAUUUUUGAAUCUAUGCAUCCACCUCUUUUUCACCAAGUUCAAUGUUGCUUUACCACUCAUCCAUGGUCCUACCUUUCGCCCGCAAAACAGCAACGCCUUGUUGGUCCUCUCGAUAUGCUCGGCCGGAUGUCUGUCACUGGGAUCCGAGGUGGCUGCGAAGAUUGGCUCCAUGCUUUUUGAACGAGUAAACAAGACCAUCUUAGUUGCACCUUGGGAGAGGGUCCUUCCACGAAGCAAUGACCACACGUGGAACAUUGCUAAGGCUGCCAUGAUCGGUCAGACUUAUGCACUUACUUCUGGGGAUCCUGCACAUCGCGCUACGGCUGCUGCGUAUCAUGGAUCGAUAAUUUCUCUCGCUCGGCACCACAAGCUGCUCAGCCCUGGACCAUCCUUUCGCCUGGCGGGUGACCUUUCCACCGAUCAACUUGACAAGGCUUGGAGAUCAUGGGUGAAGCAGGAGGAGCUGAGAAGAGUCGCUGUGUUACUGUACAUACACGACGCUGAAAUUGCCGCGCUCUUUCAUCACGAACCCAUCUUUCGUCACAAUGCCGGCUAUAUUCCCGCAGUGUGCUCGCAAGAACUGUUCUCAGCUCCAACAGCAGCCAUCUGGGCCUCGUUGUUUCGAACCGAGGCGCGCGAAGCACAAUUCCACGGUGAACAUUCCAGGACUAGAAUUCAAGACCAUUCGGGUACUACUGAUAUUGGAGCCCGGAACCAGUCGACUGGCCCGGUGCGGACAGGCUUGAGUAACGGGAGUAUGCUCAGUGUGUACAACUCGCUCUCCGGUAUUGCAGCAUCAGUUUGCGAGUGCUGGCAUCUGGAUCUCCUUUCUUCCACUAUGGUCAAUAAGUUUGAGUCGGACCUCCUCACCUGGUACGCGUCUUCUCCCAAAGCUUUCAAAGUGGCCAACGACUACGGAAAACAGACAGAGAGUCCGUUCAGCUUGCUCCCGCUUUGGCACUACACCUUUAUCGCGUUGAGUACCAAUCUGGAUCUCCUGGAGCGAGCGGUCGGUCGAGAAGGGACUGAUAUUGCUUCGUCAACAAGCGAGUAUGUGCUGUCGUGGAUCGCAUCACCCGAUUCCAAAAGGUGCCUACUCCAUGCACUCUUUCUGCAAAACCUGAUGGUGUCCACGAACAUCGGUGCGCUUGUCGCGCUUCACACGCCCAGGAUUCUGUUUUCGGCCGCUCUCUGUUGGUACUGCUAUGUGCUGUACCGGCCAGACAGCUCUCCACAGUCUGCACAAUCGGCGCGCAGCUUGCCAGACCUGAUCCUUGAGCCAUUGAACUCACUUCCUGAGAUCCAGCUUCUGCGGGAGAGCGGCAGCAGCUCAAAAUCGACCAACAUCUACCCGGUUCCGCACAUCUUUGAUCAGACUCUUUCCACCCUGCCACAACUCCUUGGGGCGAACUCGGCCGAGAUGCAAGCCAACACCCUCUGCGUUAUAGAGAGCAUGCUUCGACGGCUGGGCAUGACUGGCAUCUCCCUCCGUUUCGCGGACAUCAUACAAGCUUUUAUAUUCAGAGAUGUUGAUCAGAUAAGCCUGCACUAG
Cladophialophora carrionii CBS 160.54 is the source of this 2232-nucleotide messenger RNA. RefSeq lists its product as uncharacterized. Bases 1 to 2232 code for a protein of 743 amino acids. Gene Ontology annotation, molecular function: DNA-binding transcription factor activity, RNA polymerase II-specific; RNA polymerase II cis-regulatory region sequence-specific DNA binding; zinc ion binding. The transcript has a single exon. Gene Ontology annotation, cellular component: chromatin. Gene Ontology annotation, biological process: DNA-templated transcription; regulation of transcription by RNA polymerase II. The record is from RefSeq and is a predicted model, not a curated record. NCBI's taxonomy places the organism in Eukaryota, Fungi, Ascomycota, Eurotiomycetes, Chaetothyriales, Herpotrichiellaceae.